AUUUUUUUAAAAAAUUAAAUUUGAAUACCAAAAAAAUAUAAGAGAUAACAUUUACAGCAAUCUGUCGCUCUCACACGUGGGAAAUAUUAGGACCGUUUAAAACUUAAAAUAACCUUUAAAAGUGGCAACCCGUCUCCACCUCACUCGUGGCGUAAAUUUCCACGUCAUCCUCUUGGAAAUGUAAAAUUUUAUAUAUUUAAAAAGAAAGCAUAUUCAAAAUUUAAACGGUCGGAUUUUUUGACAUACACGUAAUCACAGCCGUUUGAUCCUCAAUCAUGUUCGACGUUUAAAGCUUGCUUUUCUUUACAUCUCUUAGCUGUCCAGCUAAAACAGUAAAAUAAUGGCAAUAUGUUUUUUUUUUAACAGAGAAUCUAAAGGGACAGGGGAAGAGAGAGACUGACAUUUUCUUCCAUUUGGAGAGAGAAAUAGAGAGAGUUUGAAGAUUUUUCAAAUACAAAUUUGAUUGUCUCCUUCCCUGCUUGCUCUUUCUGAAUCAGUUAUUUUUCUAUUAGGAGUUCAAAUAAGUCAAAGUGGCAAGUGGGGUUUUCAUAUCUACUACCACUCUCGUGUCCUUUUUUUGUAAUAAGAAACUAUUUUAGCUUCUGGGUACUCUCUGAUUCUGAGAAAUUCGCUUGAUGAAAGUGAGUGACGAUGGUUUUGUGAAGGUCCACAUCUGUAUUUUCAUGGCUGGUUUUGGAAUCAUUGUGGAGAUAUGAAAGUGGGUUUUGGAGUUAAGAGAGAGAGGAGAGAUUUUUUUUAAGGGGUAUUUUCCUUUUAAUAUUUUGCAUAGUUGAUACUUAAAGUGAGAGAAAGUGAGUGGAAGAGAGGUUUGAAGAUGAAGCUAUAGUAAAUUCUUGGGAUUGCUUUCUUAAAAGAGAAAAAGACAAGUUUCUGGUUUCUGAGUCUUAAAGAACUGUUGGGGUACAUCAGGAGUAGGAGAGGAAAGAGAAUUUUGUUUGACAAGUCUAUAUCUGAUGAUUAUUAAGGAUAGAACCCUUUGAAAGAUCUUCAAUCUCAAAUCAAUUUGAGGUAAUUUUCUACAUUGUUUUGUGUUUUCUUAAGAAAUUUAUAGUGGGGUUGGUCCAUCUUGGAAAAUUUUGAGUACACUCUUUAUAUACAACUGUAGAUAGAGACUCCUGUCUUCUCUUCAAAGAAAAGUCUCUCUCCCCUCUUACUCUACCAGAUAGCUUAGGUCUUUGGGGGUUAUAUAAGGCAAUAAGGCAAAUAAUUCUCCUUUCCCAUCCUUUUCAAGAAAUCUUGACCAUAGGAUACAUACAAAAUGCCGAUCAAGAUCGAGUCAGCAAUCCUCCCAUUUUCUAUAUUCAACAGCUCCAUCUUUGAAAAGUAAAGAUCGUAGCUUUAAUUUCUGUUUACCAAUUUACCCCAAUGAAGUAACUAGAAACGGCUCCUAUGUUCAAGGGCAUAUUUGGUAUAGCGUAUGCACGUGCCGACGGCUUCUUAAUUGUGGCAGCACUUAUUUUUUAGCCGUUAAAAUUUUUCAGUUUACCAAAUUUAAUCAAAGCCAAGAUCGAAAUCAUGGUUGAAGAAAGUGGAAAUGAAGAAGUUUUGGUUGAUGAUAACGUGUCAGCUGAAGACUGGCUGUCACACGCACAAGAGCUUAUCCCUGUUGCAAUGGCUAAAGCAAGAGAGGUUAAAGGAUUCCCAGGUAGAUGGAAGAUGAUCAUAUCAAAGCUUGAGCAGGUUCCUUCACGUUUAUCAGACUUAUCAAGCCAUCCUUGCUUCUCGAAGAACACUCUUUGCAAGGAGCAAUUACAAGCGGUGUCAAGGACAUUGAAAGACAUAAUUGAGUGUGCAGAGCUCUGUAUAUUGGAGAAAUAUGAAGGCAAGCUUCGGAUGCAGAGUGAUCUUGAUGCACUUUCUGGGAAGCUUGAUUUGAAUUUGCGAGAUUGUGGGCUUUUAAUCAAGACCGGGGUGCUUGGUGAGGCUACUCUGCCCUUAUCUGUUGCGUGUUCUUCAACUGACACGGAUGUUGCUGCUUAUGGCAACAUAAGGGAACUCUUUGCUCGUCUUCAGAUCGGGCACUUGGAGGCAAAACACAGAGCUCUUGACUGUCUUGUUGAGGUCAUGAAAGAGGAUGAAAAGAAUGUCUUGACUGUUUUAGGUCGUAGCAAUAUUUGUGCUUUAGUUCAAUUGCUUACAGCAACUUCUCCUCGUAUACGGGAGAAGACCGUGACUGUGAUCUGCUCCCUUGCUGAGUCCGGAGGCUGUGAAAAUUGGCUUGUUUCUGAAGGUGUGCUGCCUGCUCUCAUAAGGCUUGUGGAGUCUGGUAGCAGUGUUGGUAAAGAGAAGGCUACAAUUUCGCUUCAGAGAUUGUCAAUGUUGGCUGAAACUGCUCGUGAAAUCGUUGGCCAUGGUGGGGUUCGUCCGCUGAUUGAGAUAUGUCGAACCGGGGACUCAGUUUCACAGGCUGCGGCUGCCUGCACGUUGAAGAAUAUAUCAGCUGUGCCCGAGGUUAGACAAGCUCUAGCUGAUGAAGGGAUUAUAAGGGUCAUGAUCAAUCUCUUGGAUUGUGGAAUUCUGUUAGGAUCAAAAGAGUAUGCAGCUGAGUGCUUGCAGAAUCUCACUGCAAGCAAUGAGAACCUAAGGAGGUCUGUUGUCUCAGAAGGUGGAAUUCGAAGCUUGUUGGCAUACCUUGAUGGCCCUUUACCACAAGAAUCAGCUGUUGGGGCAUUAAGAAAUUUAGUUGGCUCGGUUUCAAUGGAUGUGUUGGUUUCCCUUGGCUUCUUACCGCGUCUGGUUCAUGUUCUGAGGUCUGGAUCACUUGGUGCACAGCAGGCUGCUGCCUCUGCAAUCUGCCGGGUAUGCAGCUCAGCCUCAGCUGAGACAAAGAAGAUGGUAGGGGAGGCCGGUUGCAUUCCCCUUCUUGUCAAGAUGCUGGAGGCCAAAUCCAACAGUGCCCGUGAGGUUGCAGCACAGGCGAUUUCCAGCUUGGUGACACUUUCACAGAAUCGCAGAGAAGUAAAGAAAGAUGACAAGAGUGUGCCUAAUCUGGUUCAGUUGCUUGAACCAAGUCUUCAAAACACAGCAAAGAAAUAUGCAGUAUUUUGCUUAGGAUCUCUUUCUUCAAGCAAGAAAUGCAAGAAGCUGAUGAUUUCUUAUGGGGCCAUUGGGUAUUUGAAGAAGCUUAGUGAGAUGGAAAUUCCUGGGGCCAAGAAGCUGCUUGAACGUUUGGAAAGAGGGAGGUUGAGAAGUUUGUUCAUGAGAAAAUAGGAAAAAAAAAAGUUGCAAAUAAAAUAUAUUGAGUCUUGUAUAAUGAGAAAAAGGUCUUAAUUUUCAGCAUGUUAGCUGUUUCAUUGUCUAUAUGAAACAAAGUAGUUAAUCCAUGAAAUGGGACACUUAUCAAUCUCAAAUGUUCUCCUAGUUAUUUAUGAAAUGUAUAAUCUCAAAUCACUAUGUUUCUCUUUUGAUUCCUAUUUCUACGGAAUGUAUAAUAUACCUUCAUUUUCUUGGUA
This is a messenger RNA of Cannabis sativa, 3473 nucleotides long. RefSeq lists its product as uncharacterized. Gene Ontology annotation, molecular function: protein binding. Lineage: Eukaryota; Viridiplantae; Streptophyta; Magnoliopsida; Rosales; Cannabaceae. The record is from RefSeq and is a predicted model, not a curated record. The transcript has 3 exons. The coding region runs from base 1537 to 3231 and encodes 564 amino acids.